Dentiscutata heterogama is the source of this 193-nucleotide messenger RNA. The record is from the annotation of a GenBank genome assembly. Lineage: Eukaryota; Fungi; Glomeromycota; Glomeromycetes; Diversisporales; Gigasporaceae.
AAAGAAUAAAGAAGAUGAAAUCAUAAAUUGGUAUUCGAAAAGGUUGAGAGUUGUAGGAUUUUCUCCAAAAACACCGGAUUCAGAUCAACAAUUGCCAUUUACUUUUAGAGGAUUCGGUGGCGAUGAACCAGUGAUGGUGACGACAGAAGAUGAUUCAUCUUUUAAUGGGAAUUUUGAACUUGAUUUUUCAUAA